AUGUCCUCGACGAACGACGAGGACCCGUUCCUCCAGGUCCAGCAAGAUGUCCUCAACCAGCUCCAGUCCGCCCGCUCCCUGUUCACGUCAUACCUGCGCAUCCGCUCGCUCACCACCUCCGCGACGUCUCCAGAACUGGCCUCGGCGCGCGCCGACCUCGAGUCCUCGCUCGCCUCCCUCGCCGAAGACCUCGCCGACCUCGUCGCCUCCGUCCAAGCGGUCGAGUCCAACCCGUCCCAGUAUGGCCUCUCCGCCGCCGAGAUCGCGCGGCGCAAGCGCCUCGUGCAGGAGGUCGGCGGCGAGGUGUCCGACAUGCGCGAGGAGCUAGCCAAGGUGUCGUCCUCUUCCGCUUCCGCCGCCGCCGGGCGCGGAGGGAAAGGAGCGGUGGGCAGCGGCGGCGGUGCCAACGACCUCCCGGACCCGUCGACCUUCGCCAUCCCCGACGGCAGCGGCGGCGGCGGCGGUGACGAUGACGCGGUCGGCGACUACGCGGCCGAGUUCGAGCGCGAGCAGCAGGUCAUGAUGAUGCGCGAGCAGGACGAGCACCUGGACGGGGUGUUCCAGACGGUGGGGAACCUGCGGCGGCAGGCGGACGACAUGGGCCGCGAGCUGGAGGAGCAGGUCGAGAUGCUCGAGGUGGUGGACGACUUGGCGGACCGCGUCGGCGGCCGCCUGCAGACGGGCAUGGAGAAGCUCAGGUAUGUCAUGAGGCGGAACGAGGACCGGCUGAGUAGCUGCUGCAUCGGGGUUCUGAUCGUCGUGUUGAUUGUAUUGUUGAUAUUGCUAUUGGUGUUAUGA
Thermothielavioides terrestris NRRL 8126 is the source of this 798-nucleotide messenger RNA. RefSeq lists its product as uncharacterized. Gene Ontology annotation, cellular component: membrane; SNARE complex; endomembrane system. Gene Ontology annotation, biological process: Golgi to vacuole transport; vesicle fusion; intracellular protein transport. Lineage: Eukaryota; Fungi; Ascomycota; Sordariomycetes; Sordariales; Chaetomiaceae. Gene Ontology annotation, molecular function: SNAP receptor activity; SNARE binding. The coding region runs from base 1 to 798 and encodes 265 amino acids. The record is from RefSeq and is a predicted model, not a curated record. The transcript is spliced from 2 exons.